Messenger RNA from Glarea lozoyensis ATCC 20868, 1719 nucleotides. RefSeq lists its product as uncharacterized. The transcript has 2 exons. Lineage: Eukaryota; Fungi; Ascomycota; Leotiomycetes; Helotiales; Helotiaceae. Bases 1 to 1719 code for a protein of 572 amino acids. The record is from RefSeq and is a predicted model, not a curated record.
AUGACCUCUAUUCAACCAUACGGCCAGAACUGGCAACUCAUCCCAAACCCCCCGCCAACAGAAUUCGUCCUCCACCCUUCAACAACCCGAGAGCCAUUACAAGCAGACGUCUACACAGUCCGCGACGACGAAGAACGGCGCGAGGCAAUGAGAGUCGGAAAAGAGCGUGUAGAUGAAAGGAAAGAACACGCUGCGCGGCAAUAUGACAGAGUUUUCGAGGAAUGGGCUCGCUCGGAACGUUUAGCUGGUCGUGAGAUUGAGAUUGAUCCAACAACUGGACCACGUGAACCAAAGAGGAUCAAGAACCAUGAUAGUUGGAUGGCCUACCUCCUCGCCCAUUUCCCGAGAUACAAAUUCCCGAAUUUCAGCUUAGAAGAAGCGAGGAAACGUGGUAAAACAGUCAAAACAUACAACCCGCAAAUCCCCACCCACGCAAACAUCGCCGGGCCAUGUAUCCUGCUUGAUGCCAACGACGAAAUAAUCGGCGUGCUGGUCAAGAACGGCGCUUCACUCCUGCAUUCCGGGAUAAGAGAAUACGUCCCGCCUGAGAAAUCGGUAGCCGUGGCUGCAAUCGAGAAGAUGGGACGAUAUCUCCGUCCCGUGCCAGCUGAGAAUGAUUAUCGCUAUAUUCACAACGAACAUCGACAAGCUGAGAAAGACUUCCACGCUGCUCAUCCGGAGAUUUUGUUUGGGACGUUGCAUUUGGGGAUCUGGUUCAUGUUGGGCCAUGAAAGUGAGAGUACGAAUCUUGGGUUGGGGUUGUAUAAUCAGAUCCCGACGUUUGAGACUUGUGGUGGACGACCUGGUGCAAUGAAGAAGAAGCGAUUUGAAGCCGCAACACAGUUUUUGGACGACAUUACGGAGCCGGUUAUUGCUUGCGCGGCGGUCUUCAAGGCUGCGUUUCCGGAGAAGUAUGAAGUGGCAAGAAGUCAUCAUCGACGGUUUGUUGACGGACCAGGGCAGAUGCUCAAUCAGAAUAGCGAGUUGGAGUGUCAGAAUAUGGUGGUGGUGGUGGCCAAUGUGCCGGUGAGUAAUCAUAAGGAUCCAGGAGAUUCGAAGAAUAGUGUGACCACUGAGAUUGCGAGCGGACAGUGGCUUGGUGGAGAUAUGUGUCUACCUCAGUUAGAUGUCAGGCUGGAGAUUGAAGAUGGUGAUGUUUUUGUGUUGAUGGCCAAUACGGUGGAGCACGGACUUACUGAGAUUAUUGGAGACCGCUUCGCAGUCAUUUCGACAACGAAGAGCGACAACAAAACUCCACAGAAUGUCGCAUUUGAGGAUGACCAGGUUAAGCUGACCGAAGCCCAAGAGGUCAAAACCCGAAGAGAAAUGAAGAAGGCUAAGGAGCAUGAAAAUCGCCAACGAAUCGAGAUGAAGCUCAUCCAAGCCUACCUAAAAUCCACGAAGUUUGACGGGAAUGACACGAGAUUGAUGGAGUUCCAUAAACUGCGUCAAGUUGUAACACUUCGACAUAAGCUUGAUGCCGCCACGAGAGCUAAGCGUGAGAGCAUGAGGUCAUAUAGAGCCAGUGGCGACUGCAAUUGGCAAGAACUCGAGAGGCUUGAAAAGCGGCCAGCGUCUUUAUUCCUUCGGGUGACAGGAGUCGAAGCCACCAGGUUGAGAAAAGGAGAGGAUCCUUUUCGACCAGACCAAAGGACGAUGCGACCAUUUCGCGAGGUAUACAAGGAAUAUCUUGCUACCAUACGACCUCCUAUGACAUGA